Molecule: messenger RNA, 548 nt
Organism: Cynoglossus semilaevis (tongue sole)
Lineage: Eukaryota; Metazoa; Chordata; Actinopteri; Pleuronectiformes; Cynoglossidae
Gene: tomm7
Product: translocase of outer mitochondrial membrane 7 homolog (yeast)
Exons: 3
Coding region: 77-244 (55 amino acids)
Biological process (GO): protein import into mitochondrial matrix
Cellular component (GO): mitochondrial outer membrane translocase complex
Source: RefSeq, a predicted model, not a curated record
CGAGAUUGCCUCUCUUCCUGUACGUCACUUCCUCUCCGCACCGGUCCUCACGUUUCUUGUCCUCCGUGGAGCGGUCAUGCCGAAAAUGAGUAAAGAGACCAAACAGCGGCUGCAACAGCUUUUCCAGUGUGGACAGUUUGUCAUCCGGUGGGGCUUUAUCCCAACUGUCUUGUAUCUUGGGUUUAAACGUGGAGGAGAUCCAGGCAUGCCUGAACCUACAGUCCUGAGUUUGCUCUGGGGUUGAGGCCCAGAAUCUUGAUUUUCUUCUUCAAGACCAUGUGAUCCUUCUGUUUUGGACGUCCAGAAUAAAUCUGGACUUCCUUCUUGUCACUUUCCUCUUCACAAUGUCAGACCUGUAUAUCUGACAACAACAAAUGCAUGUCAGUGGUGGCCACCUGGAGAUCUGAACACAAUGGGAAUUGUCUUGUCCUAGUCAGGGAUGAUGCCAGUGUGCGGCAAUGAUGCUUGGAAAUACCAUUCAUUCCAUGGUUUUCAUCUUUUUUUUGUUUAAAUAUCCUAAAUAAAUUCUCAAUGUUAACAAAAACCAA